CACUUUGCCAUUCAACGAGUUAGUAGGUAGAGAACAGACGGUUCGAGAAAAGUCACAGGAUCAAAAUGGAUAAUGAUGUGCAUAUUCAAGUUGAAUCUGAAGGAAGAGCUUUUAUGAUUCCUGUUCCACCAGAAGGAUUUACAUUAACAGACCUUGGACAAGUUUUUCCUGGUGCAACUGGGUUACAAUACAAGGAUGAUGAUGGAAGCCCCCCCACGCUUGUCUUGAAGAGGGAAGAUACAUUUAGAACACCACUUAUGGGUUGGAAUGUACAGGGAAGGACCUAUCAAGUAAUCAAAGAAACCUCUUUAGAUGUUUUUGCUGGCUUUAGGGCAGAAAGAGAACAAAAUAGACGAACGUUCUUUAGAACAGAAAGACGUCCUGCCUUGCCAGGAACUGAGGCAGGUCCAAGCAGCAGACCAGCUUUUUCUACAAAAUCUGUAACUUUGGCUGUAGGGAUUGGUGAGAAAACUGGUGGUUUUUUUGUGCCAAUAUCUGCAAGAAACAAAAGAAAAGUAGGCGGAACAGUUAAUAUUACAGUUGAAGCAGCAACAGCAAAUGCAGGAGAAAUCACAAGCAAAGCAUUACAAAAAUUUGAAGAAACUAACUGCCGAUUUGACAAGAAUGAAAAGUGGAUACUUGCAUAUCCCGACGGAAGUCAAGUGGUUGAUCUACCAGAUAAAUCGGCACCUUUCAAUCUUAAAGCAUAUAAAGAAUACCUCAGUAUGGAAUAUCGGCGCAUUAGGCUAUACCUUACUGUGAAGGAUGUUCCAAGCAGCAGUAGCAGUAGCAGUAGUUCCAGUAGUCCUAGCAACAGCAGCAGUAACAGUAGCAGUAGCAGUAGUUCUGAGGAGGAGGAUGCCACACAAGUACACAGUGAGGAGGCAGACAAUAUAGGAAAUGAAGAUGAUGUGGAGACUGGCACUCCUACAGUUACUUUCAGGAAUACAAGUGAGGAUGUAAUGGCUGAUAGAGAUUUAUAUUUCCAUAGCGAUGAUUCAAGUUCAGCCAAUUUGACAGUCACUCAAAGUCUUUCAAUCCCAAGUGGAGUAAUGGAAAUAGAGGAGAAAAUAGAUUCGACAAUUGGGAAGAUUGUCCAAAGAACUUGUCAAUUACUAGAAGAUGAAGUGAACCCUGAAAAAAUUCUCAGGGUUUACAGUAGUGAAUACCUGGAGGGGCGCAAUAUGGAUACAGUGGAAAUUGAUACUGAUGAAACCACAACAUAUGAACGCACAGAACUUUUUAUAAGUAGAUUUACUGUGUGGGAAGAUGCGCUUGAGCAAUUACUGUCGAUAGACAACCUACGGUAUCCCUUGUAUGUUUCCUUUCACGGCGAGGAGGCCAUAGAUUAUGGUGGGCCAAGGCGAGAAUUUUUACAAAUCAUGGUCACCGAAACCAAAAACAGGCUCUUCAGAGAAGAAAAUGGUGUUGUCACCCUCCUGGAAGAUGAUUUUUUGUGCGCUUCACAACAGUAUUUUUUGGGUGGACUAAUUUGUGGACUUAGUAUGCUGCAAGGUGGACCGUGUCCAACCUUUGUGGAAUAUAUAUUAGACAAGGAAAGCAAACACCACAAACAGUUUAUGUCUGGACUAAGAAGGGUGGGGAUUAUACAGUUGAUGGAAAAACUCCCCACCCUGAGAAUGAUUUUCAAGGAGUCAAAUGCUAGCCUCACUUUCCCCAAGAUACAGAGGCUUCUUAAAGCAGAAUUCUCUGCACCUCAAUCUUCCAGGCGCAGAGAAGAAGAACAUGUGUAUGGGCAGUUUUUAAGAUAUCUGAGGGAAGUGGCAGCAGGUAGAAGAAAGAGUGUGACGUUAGGGCAUAUUCUAGCCUUCUGCACAGGUGCAAGGGAAAUCCCCUCACUGGGAUUUCCAAGUGACAUAACUCUGACAUUUUCAAUUGGAACAGAAUCCAUGUUGCCAACAGCCAGCACAUGUAUAAUGCAAAUGAAUUUAAAGAUUCCAGCUCUGGGAGUGGAGAGGCCCCCCCAGGAAUUCAUUUACAAUUUGUGGGACUUGGCUUUCUCAAACACCUUUUUUGGCCUUUGUUAAAAAGACAUAUAAAAUCAUGUUUUUGUUUGCUUCUUUGUAAGUGAGUUCAGGGUAUAUAAUAUGAAGAGCUCUUUUUUUGGAUGUUCUCUAAGGCUUUAGAUUGCUGUGUGCUAAUUCCAGCAUGCCAUAGCUGACAAACGUACUCAUGUGUUGGUGUGAGAUUGCUUUUAUAAAUUUGUAAGAGUUCAUAUCUCGGCACCCCAGCGUGUUUGACCAUGCAUGAGAAAUACAGUCUAGAGGCAGCUUUUGACAGAAUUUUUUUCUAUAUGUAAGUCCCAUUUCAAAUUAGAACUGAUAUGAACUCCCAGCAGUUUGGCAGGUGGAACUUGUUCGAUUUUUAUACCAUCAAUUAUUAGGUUAUCAGGUACAGUUGGUUCUUUACUGAAACAGAUAAACAGUUCAACAGUUUAUUUAGGAUUAGUUAGCAUGUUAUUUUGUUUUGUCCAUUCAUGUAGUUUCGAGGCUGCUAUGGGAAGUUUAGAUUGUGUAGGUUUGGCACCUUGUUCUAUUUCCCUUGGAGAUGGUUGGUGAACUGUCUCACAAACUGUAGUGUCAUCCACAUACUUUACU
Molecule: messenger RNA, 2618 nt
Organism: Lingula anatina
Lineage: Eukaryota; Metazoa; Brachiopoda; Lingulata; Lingulida; Lingulidae
Source: RefSeq, a predicted model, not a curated record